AUGACCAGGAAAAACCGUGAUCCUAAAGAAUAUUUGUUGUCGAUUCUAAUAGAACAUGUUAAAUUUCUUCGUAGAAUGACGAAAAAAGAAAUCCCAGACAAAAUGCUCACUUUAAUUAAUGAGCGAAUAAAAAGUACCAACCAACAAAUUGUAUUUGUAAACAAAGAAUACUUCGAUUACCAAAAAGCCAUAACCGAAUUUAAAAACGAACAAAAAGCUUUCAACAGACAAAUUAGAAUACUAGAAAAAAAGAUCAAGAAAUUGGAGAAGACAAUCAAAAAGAAAGAUGUAGAAAUUGAAAAAAAAGAUGAGGAAAUUGAAAAGAAAGAUGAGGCAAUUGAAAAUUUACAUAUCAUGAUCAACACCCAAAGCGAAGUUAUCAGCAAAAAUGAAAAUGAAAUUAUGAUACUAGAAGGAAAAAUGAGCAGAUUGCAAGUUGAACACGACGAAUGUGUCGAAAGCAAUAUAAGCUUAAGUUAUAAGCUAGAAAUUGAACGUACUGAAGUGGAAAAUUUACGUACUGAAGUGAAUAAUUUACAAAGUGUAAAUCAUGAACAAACGACUUAUAUUCAAACUAAAGAUAGAAAUUUGCGGAAACUUGUCGAUGAAAAUUUUAAUCUCGAAAGCGAUAAUGUUAAUCUUAAAAAAAAAAAUGAAAUGCUGGAUCAAAGAUUGGAAAGAGCAAGUAUUUUUUCUUGCGCAAGAUCAAAAUAUGGAAAUUGA
Messenger RNA from Dentiscutata erythropus, 723 nucleotides. The record is from the annotation of a GenBank genome assembly. NCBI's taxonomy places the organism in Eukaryota, Fungi, Glomeromycota, Glomeromycetes, Diversisporales, Gigasporaceae.